Molecule: messenger RNA, 666 nt
Organism: Babesia bovis T2Bo
Lineage: Eukaryota; Apicomplexa; Aconoidasida; Piroplasmida; Babesiidae
Product: ATP-dependent Clp protease adaptor protein ClpS family protein
Exons: 5
Coding region: 98-658 (186 amino acids)
Biological process (GO): proteolysis; protein catabolic process
Source: RefSeq, a predicted model, not a curated record
CUAGCCAAUAGCUACCCCCAGCAUUUUAUUGGAAGCUCCUUAUCGAAUCGCCAAGCACCGAAGCGGAUCUGCCAAAGAGCUAGAAUCGCUCCCUCCGAUGCUACGCCGGCCAUAUACACAACUCUUAAGAGGGCUACACAUCGCAACGCUUUUAUUAGCCGCUUUGGGUACAUUAGACACGCAAUCGUGGAAUUCAUUUAGCAGUGGAAUCUUAGUCCAAAGAGUUAAACACCCAUACCUAGGAACCAAAGUAAAAGCACAGGCGUCAUCUACACCUGCUGCCCAAUUGGGUACUUAUGUACACAAGAAAGAAGAACAAAGUAAAUUAAGGCAAACAAUAGAAUCCAUCAAGGAAGACGCUGUCGCCAGUAUGGAUGACCAAACCAAACAAGAAAGGAAGGAAGAAACAACUGCUUGGCGUGUAGUAAUCUAUAAUGACGAUAUACACAGCAUCCCUUAUGUCACGGAAUCAAUCGCAGAUGCCAUACCACAAAUAAGUAGAGAAGUGGCACAUACAAUCACUAUGGAAGCGCAUAGCACAGGACAAGCAACGGUGUUGCGAACCUGGCAACGGAAGGCUGAGCUCUACUGUAUAGAACUGCAGAAACGAGGUUUAACAGCUUGCGCAAUACAUGAUACAUGCCCAAAGCAGAAUUAAAUAAGCAC